Megalops cyprinoides (Indo-Pacific tarpon) is the source of this 1369-nucleotide messenger RNA. RefSeq names its product four and a half LIM domains 3a (gene fhl3a). The transcript is spliced from 6 exons. Lineage: Eukaryota; Metazoa; Chordata; Actinopteri; Elopiformes; Megalopidae. Gene Ontology annotation, biological process: actin cytoskeleton organization. The coding region runs from base 90 to 1016 and encodes 308 amino acids. Gene Ontology annotation, molecular function: actin binding; transcription coregulator activity. The record is from RefSeq and is a predicted model, not a curated record. Gene Ontology annotation, cellular component: nucleus; Z disc; stress fiber.
UGAAGGUUAGGGGGAGCGAAGAAAGCGCACGUAUUGUACGUGCAUUUGCCACUUGGAGUAGCGACUCGGCUGCGAGCCACCGGGUUUGAAUGUCUGGAGACGGUGUGCGCGAGGGGAAGGACAAAGCUGAGCUGCCCGACGUUACACCGGGUGCUGAACCAGGUCAAGACGACAACAUGAGCGAGAGGUUUGACUGUGAUAACUGUAAGGAGUCCCUGUACGGCCGCAAGUACAUCCAGGCCGAGGACAGUCCCUAUUGCAUCCCCUGCUACGACAGCCUGUUCGCCAACACCUGUGACGAGUGCAAGGAGCUCAUUGGACACGACUCCAGGGAGCUGUUUUACGAGGACCGGCACUACCAUGAGCACUGUUUCCGCUGUUUCCGCUGUGACCGAUCGCUGGCGGACGAGCCCUUCACCAGCCAGGAGGAGGCACUGCUGUGCAAUGACUGCUACUGCAACGAGUUCUCCUCCAAGUGCGUGGCCUGCGACAAGACCGUCAUGCCAGGCACGCGGAAGUUGGAGUACGGGGGCAGCACAUGGCAUGAGGCCUGCUUUAUCUGCCACAGCUGUGAGCAGCCAAUCGGCUCCAAGUCCUUCAUCCCGGACAAGGACGAGCACUACUGCGUGCCCUGCUACGAGAACAAGUUCGCCCCCCGCUGCACCCGAUGCAAGCAGGUCUUGGCGAAAGGGGGCGUGACCUACCGGGAUGAGCCGUGGCAUAAGGAGUGCUUCGUGUGCACGGGCUGCAAGAUGCAGCUGGCUGGCCAGCACUUCACCUCCCGCGACGACAGCCCCUACUGCCUCAAGUGCUUCGGCAACCUGUACGCCAAGAAGUGCGAAGCCUGCAGCAAGCCAAUCACAGGUUUCGGCGGGGGGAAGUACAUCUCAUUCGAGGAUCGGCAGUGGCACCAGUCCUGCUUCACCUGCUCACGCUGUUCCGUGUCGCUAGUGGGCGCCGGUUUCUUCCCCGAGAGGGACGAGAUUCUCUGCCGCGACUGCAACAGCAACCUAUAAGCCCCUCCCCCCACCCAAUGCCCCGCUCCCCAAGCCACGCCUACACCCUGCACACCAAAACACAGGUGUACCACUCAAGCACCACCCCACCUCUUCCUCAAACAUCUCCUGGUGCCUACAAAGGAGCUGUUCACACACCUGUCCAAAUUUCUGCUCGUGCGCUGGAGAGAUCACUCCCCACACUGCAACUUGCAACGAAUCCUAACAUUUCCUUUAAUUUCAAAGCAAGCCAACAUUUCAGUAGGCAGACCUUUUUAAUCAGAGCAGGGGGUUAUUCAAAAUAAAAAAAAAAAUCCUUACUUACCAUCUUGAAUACGAUAGGCUUGACAGUCACUGUUUUUUUUUUUUUUUUU